AUGGAAGUAGCCUGGGCCGAUCCAGGACGAACAGAGCCGAUGAGACUUUGCCCGAACGGUCUGAACUUUGUCAUAGCUGAUGAUCGAAUGAUGAACAAGAUUAGGUACAAUGAAGUCAUACGUAGUGGUGGACUACAGGAGGAGUUGGGUUGUUCACAUGAAGUUGUCUUCAAAUCAGGCUACAUGAAAUGGCUAUAUGAUUACGAUCGUGCUAUACAGGAUGGUCCCUCUACCAUCCAGCAGACCUCCAUUCUUAGCAUCAUAUGA
Aspergillus niger is the source of this 267-nucleotide messenger RNA. RefSeq lists its product as uncharacterized. The record is from RefSeq and is a predicted model, not a curated record. The transcript has 2 exons. The coding region runs from base 1 to 267 and encodes 88 amino acids. NCBI's taxonomy places the organism in Eukaryota, Fungi, Ascomycota, Eurotiomycetes, Eurotiales, Aspergillaceae.